AUGGAAGUAGAGCCGUACACAAGCCCCCCUGGCUUGCAGGUGAAGCGGGUAGACCGCAUCUUCGACAUGAACGCCCACACGUGGACAUACGAGGACACCAAGGUCCAUGCUAUCCCCCAGGUGUUUUCUGGUGGCAGGACAUCGGACGGCUCCGACGUCUGGCAAUCGUUCUGUUUCGUGGUCGUCCGCCAGAUACCUCCAGUUCCGGGAGCGGAGUCGACAGUAUCAGUGAUAGUCAAGAGUCCGUACCUGAGAACAGCUUGUCAGGACGUCAUCGGUGAGGUCUCGGGGAUAUCCUGGACGGUCGACCAUCUGGAGCUUUCACCCGACCUGUUUAUCCGGUUUUUCCCUCAGUUCUUAAAGUACCGUCAAGAGCUGGAAGGCAAGGCGAACCGCUCGAGUGAUGAUGAUCAAAUACUCGCCAGCCUCGACACCCUCAUCAACUACCUGCGCGAAGACCACGGCGCCGUCAUCUCCCAGAUUGCCAGCCUACUCAUACACGGAGAGAUAACCUGGGAUCUACUCCACGCCAUUCUACUCCCCAACACACUCCUCGUCAGCACAGACGCCCUGACGAGAGAGCCCUGUGUUCUUCAGCUCAAGCAAUUCCACAAAGGGCUUCGUGGAUACAGCUUGUCUUGCGAGGGUCUUGAUGCGUUGGAUGUCCAGCUGGACGACGACGCUGACUCUGAGCUCACGCUGGCUGCACCCGCGAAGAGAUUCUGUAGGGUCGAGAACACGCGGGGUAUUCCGUGUUUCGAGGGCGUGGUAAAGAUCAAUGCGCUGCCUGCGUACCCCAUCAAAUACCAUAAAAACGAAGCAAGCCUGAGGGCCGCCCUGCUAACUCGGGCACGCAAGUGGAUCGAACUCAACGGGGUGCAACAUGUACGGUAUCAAGGUAUUGCUUUAUAUCACGACUGGAAGUACGAGAUUGAUUCUAGAGUCAUGAUUGACCGAGCUGCAUUCAUGCACCAUUAUCCCGAUUAUGACAAACCUGAGGUCGUCGAUCAAACGGCGUUCGCAGUAGUCUCGGAAGAGACAACGAUCUCGGUGUCAGGGCCUGUACCGCCGCAUACCUUUCCACGCGGCCUAGACGCAGACUUCGAUACUGAGGAGGCCGUCAUCCCACAGUAUCAUGUCUCGCAAUUGUCAGACGAUGACCUGCUCCUUGCUUCGCCUGUGCUGUACGGAUUUAGUCUUUCCGACAAGCUAUGGCUCAAGUCCAAUGUUGAGAAGGUCCACCCCAUUGAAUGGUCCGACGAGCCCUUCAGUAAUCUCGUACUCCCGGGCAAUCGCAAGGAAUUCCUGCGAUCCCUCGUGGAGGCUCACAAUUCCAAUCUCAAAUUUGACGACUUCGUCCAGGGGAAAGGACAAGGUCUCGUCAUCAAUCUGUUUGGUCCUCCCGGAGUCGGGAAGACUCUGUCUGCGGAGGCGACCAGCGAGCAUCUGAAGAGGCCGCUUUAUAUAAUUGGGGGCGAAGACCUCGGCUCCGACGCGAGCACUGUCGACGGUACUCUGAGGCACGUCUUCAGUAUAGUCACGCGCUGGAGCGCGAUUGUUCUCAUAGAUGAGGCAGACGUAUUCCUAGAACAGCGCUCUAUGCACGACCUGUCGCGCAAUGCCAUGGUUGCGGUCUUUUUGCGGCAUGUCGAAUAUUACCGUGGUAUCCUGUUCCUCACCACGAACAGGGUCACGGCUUUCGAUCCAGCCUUCCUGUCUCGUAUCCACAUCGCUCUCCACUUUCGUUAACUUGGGAAAGAAGCGAAGUCUAAGAUCUGGCAUGCUUUUCUUCAGAAGGUCAAGAUGGACGGUCUCAAUGCAGACGAACUAGACAAUCUCGUCGGUCGAGACGUCAACGGCCGUCAGAUCAAGAACGCUACCAGGAC
This is a messenger RNA of Fomitopsis serialis, 1886 nucleotides long. RefSeq lists its product as uncharacterized. The coding region runs from base 1 to 1749 and encodes 582 amino acids. The transcript is spliced from 8 exons. Gene Ontology annotation, molecular function: ATP hydrolysis activity; ATP binding. The record is from RefSeq and is a predicted model, not a curated record. NCBI's taxonomy places the organism in Eukaryota, Fungi, Basidiomycota, Agaricomycetes, Polyporales, Fomitopsidaceae.